Sporothrix schenckii 1099-18 is the source of this 1551-nucleotide messenger RNA. RefSeq names its product TFIID associated protein. Bases 1 to 1551 code for a protein of 516 amino acids. Gene Ontology annotation, cellular component: chromatin; nucleus. The record is from RefSeq and is a predicted model, not a curated record. Gene Ontology annotation, biological process: chromatin remodeling; regulation of DNA-templated transcription. Lineage: Eukaryota; Fungi; Ascomycota; Sordariomycetes; Ophiostomatales; Ophiostomataceae. The transcript is spliced from 2 exons.
AUGGGCGACAAUGCCAGUGCGGCUGUGGCCGAACCCGAGCCCAUAGCCGAUGUCAUAGAAGCAAAAGAGGACUCCCGACCUGCUGAACCUGUCGAGCCUGUCGAGCCUGCUGCGUCUAUUCUGCCGACGAAACCCUUCUCAUGGCUUGAUCCCCACCCGAUUUUUGUUAUCCUUAUUGUGGGCGCCGAGGAAAAGCCCUUUGGCAUCCAAAAGGACUUUCUUUGCGCAAAAAGCCGUUACUUUCAAGAUUAUUUUUACAAAAGCACACCCAACGGCACGGCGCCGAAUGUAAGCGAUAACGGUACGGUCGACAAGGAGGUCGAAAAUGUUAUCCGAAUGAAUGACAUCUCAGUCGAAGCGUUUUCCUACGCGCAACACUUUAUGUACACGGGCAACGUCGUUCCGGACCAGGCCACUGUCAUCAGCUCUCAUUUCAGCACCGGCAAGGAAGAGCCCGGGAUCCCCAGCUACGACCUUCUCGUUAGCAUUUGGAAGCUCGGCCACCGCCUGGGCAUCGACGGCCUUUGCGAGCGUUCGCUUGAAGCCAUGGCCGAGACCAAGCGCCUGACACAGUCGAUCCCCGCCACAAACAUUCUUGUGCAGGUCUGGAAAGACACACCGGACGGCUCGUCCAUCCGCCAUCUGCUGCUGUCAUGGGCCGCCGAGUACCUGCGGUCGAGCGAAAGCGGCCGUUCCGAGUUUGCCAGAGCUCUUCCCCAAGAGCUGCUCAGCGAGCUUGUUGUGGCCAUGAGCAGUUCGUACGGGGACUUCUGGGGUCUUCCCGGCGAUACGAACGGCGACGACGACGUUGCCAGCGCCGCAGCCUCCACGCGCUCCGCCGAAAACGGCCACGUCAAUGGCAAGCACUAUCUCGAGGAUGACUACGACGACAGCACACAGGAUGGUGGCGACCCUGGUGCCAACGGCAACAGCAGCAUCCACUAUCGUGGCUCGCCCCCGGCAUCCAAACGCGCGCGUUAUUUUGACUCGUUUCCCGUGGGCAGAGCAUCGUCUGUCAUGAACCCGGCAACGCCAAACUUGCCUGCGUCACCGGCGAACAUUGCGCCCGGCUCUACAGGGAGGAAAGCUAUCAGAACCGCGCUGCCCACCGGUGGUGGCGCCACACCGCGCGCUAUUCCAAAGAAGCGGAGCAUCAAUGUGGACGUUAAUUCAUUCACCGAGGCCCAGAAACUCGAAUUUUGCGCCGACCUCGUGACACGUAUGCUCUCCGGGCCGGGGUUCUGGACGCGGCUCGUGGGCCCGUUCAAGGAGCCCGUUGACCCCACGUCGGAAGGCAUACCAGAUUAUUUCACCAAGGUCAAGCGGCCCAUGGACCUCGGCACGAUCAAGAACAACCUCGACAACCACCGGUACAAGGCGCCUGAGGAGUUUUUGGCUGACAUGCGGCAGAUAUUUUCCAACGUAUACUCGUACUGGACAAAGGACGACCCAAUUUGGACAACCUGCGAACGAUUGGAAAAAACAUUCGAAGAAAAAUACUCUCAAAUGAGCAAAUGGCUUGUGAAGCGGGAAGACGAAGUCCUUGCAUAG